This is a messenger RNA of Seminavis robusta, 1080 nucleotides long. Lineage: Eukaryota; Bacillariophyta; Bacillariophyceae; Naviculales; Naviculaceae. The record is from the annotation of a GenBank genome assembly.
AUGACGGCAUGCUUUGUGCUGUCGUCGUCUCCCAGCAAGACCAUUACUCAGCAUUCGACCCAAUUGUUCUCUAGUAGCGGCCUGGUAGAUAUCCAAGCAAUAUCCCGAGAUACUCCAGGUUCCAGUUAUGACCUCUUAUUGGAUUGGUUGCGAGCCAAAGGAGCCACUGUAAACGACAAUCUCUGCUUUCAACCAUCUUCUCGAGGAGGCGGCUAUGGGGCCUUUGUCACCGAUAAUGUGGCCAAGGGAGAAAUUCUGGUGGAAAUUCCCAGAUCCGCAUGUGUCACAUUGGACAAUGUCAAAAAUGAUCCUGACAGUGGAGAAGUAUUUCAGAAACUCAUGACGCAAGCAGGUCCAGGCGGCAACACGGUGGCAUUGGCUGGAAUUCUUGCCAAGAAGCGUCUCGUGGCGCUUGCUAAGGGAUCCGAAGCAAUUGAAUAUGGUCCCUACUUUGACACCUUGCCAUGGGAAAGAGGCAUCAAUAGCCAAGAGCACAUGCUAUUUUGGAGCGACGAAGACGUUGAUACUUUCAUGAAGGGCACCAUGUGCUACUCAGAGGCAAAAUCCCUCAGAGAGGAAGUCGAUCUUGCCAUUAGUGUACUCAACAAAAUCAUUGGAAAAUCCAUUCUGACUGCUCGAGGAGAACUCUCAGAAACAGACUCAGGGUUCAAUUUCCCCUGGGAUCCCAAACCAGAACCACUCAAGCAGAUCAUCGAUGGGUUGCCAGAAGCUGUUCGAGGGGCUUUUGUGUGCCUGCUGACGAGAGCCUUCCAAGAUGGAGAUGAUGAUGAUGAAGACGCUGAAAAGCUAGUGCCUUGGCUAGACAUGCUUCAGCAUAGCGACGAACCCAACAUUCGUCAUGCCAUGCGAAAAGACGAUGGAACUGUAGAGGUUCGGGCCGGACGGGAUCUACAAGCUGGUGAAGAACUCUUUAAUCAGUAUCGAUCGGAAAAAGAUGAAACCAUGCCCUAUCAUCGCUUCUUCACAAGGUAUGGGUUUGUACCUGGGAUUGAAGAGAACAUUGCAGAUUUACUGAAAGACAAGAGUAGCAUCUUUGUCGCACAAAAAGCAGAGGUGUAG